GCGGACGGAGUCUCCCAGCUGAGCUGCUGCGAUGCGCUCCGGCCUGAGAGCCUGACCAGCUUUCAUGUUGUGGAUUAUGCGGAUGAACUGGACUCUGCUGACGUGCGUCCUCGUGGCCUGCUCGUUGCCCGCGCGCCACCUCGGUGAAGCGCGGCCACAGAGACGUCUCGCACGCGACCGGGCGCGCGCCCGAGCCGCGGGCGCCUGCUCGGGCGCGUGCGAGCCGUCCGUCUGCCCGCGCGCGCCGGACUCCUGCUACUUCGGCGUGGUGAAGGACCCCUGCACGUGCUGCCCGGUGUGCGCGGCCGGCGAGGGCGAGGCGUGCGACGACGAGCGCGCGCUCUGCGGUGAGGGUCUGAGGUGCGCGCGCGACGCGGCCGGACGCUCCGAGUGCGCGUGCACCGAGCAGGGGGAGGUGUGCGGCAGCGACGGCAGGACGUACCCGAGCGCGUGCCGCCUGAAGGCCGAGAACAGGAGGGCCGAGCUCAGCCGCGCGCCGCCCGUUCUGCUCAUUCAGAGAGGCGCGUGCGGGACCGGCUCUCGGAACCCUGGCAGCAUGCGCUACAAAUUCAACUUCAUCGCGGACGUAGUGGACAAGAUCGCACCUGCAGUCGUUCACCUGGAGCUGUUCAGAAGACUGCCGUACGCCGACCAAGAGGUACCUGUGUCCAGCGGCUCUGGGUUCAUUGUGUCCGAAGAUGGCUGGAUAGUGACAAACGCACACGUGCUGUCCAACAAGCAGCGCAUCAAAGUAGAGCUGAGCAACGGGGUCCACUAUGACGCCACCAUUAAAGACGUGGAUCAGAAAUUAGACAUCGCUCUGAUUAAGAUCGACUCAGAGGAGCCCCUCCCCGUGCUGAUGCUGGGCCGCUCCUCGGACCUGCGGCCAGGUGAGUUCGUGGUUGCCGUGGGCAGCCCCUUCUCCCUGCAGAACACGGUCACCACGGGCAUCAUCAGCACCACCCAAAGAGGUGGCCAUGAGCUCGGCCUCCACAACUCCGACAUGGAUUACAUCCAGACGGACGCCAUCAUCAACUACGGCAACUCAGGAGGGCCACUUGUUAACUUGGAUGGAGAUGUCAUCGGCAUAAACACUUUGAAGGUCACAGCGGGAAUAUCAUUUGCAAUUCCCUCAGACCGGAUACGGCAAUUCCUCGCAGACUCCUACGAGAGACAAAGGAAAGGAAGGACGCAGCCCAAAAAAAAGUAUAUAGGAGUGAGGAUGUUUCAGCUGUCCCCAUCUUUGAUCAGGGAGCUGCAGGAGAGGGAGAGUGAUUUCCCAGAUGUGAGUUCAGGAGUGUACAUCUAUGAGGUGAUCCCUGGAACUGCUGCCUCAAGCGCUGGUCUGAUGAACCAUGACGUGAUCGUUAGCAUCAAUGGCCAGCUGGUUCACACCACAGGUGAUGUCAGCAAUGCAGUGAAGUCUGGGGAACCGCUGUCCAUGACAGUGCGGCGGGCUAAUGAAGACGUAACGCUCACGAUCAUCCCUGGAGAGCUAGAGUGAUGGUGAUGUAGGCGUGUGUGUUAUGUGUUGGGAAUAAUGUACAACAGCUUCAUUUCUUUUGUGUGAACCAAGCAAACAGCAGGUACUAUGUGCUAAACAGCAGAGUACUAGCAAGGGCAUUGUUUACAGGCCAAAAGUUUGGAAGCGACACUAAUAUAAGUUUAGCUCCAGUUGAUUCCCACCGCUGUAAUCAGAUCCACCAGAUUUCCCCAUUGAGAGGCUCCUGAAGGUUCAUCAACUCGAUCAGGUGUUAUAUUAGGAGCGUGGAACGAAUGAAACGCUGAUUGAUGUAGUUCAGCAUUUCAGUUUGGCCUCUUUAUUAGCUUCAGGCGCUGCGCUGAACAAAGGUAAACCCAACUUAAACCUGUCAGGUUUCAGAUAAUGAGCCACUCGUGACAGAAAAACCUUGAGAAUCUUAAGGAAAGGACUGAAGUUCUCCACACGGCGAAUGUACGAAAAGACGCAAAGCUUCUUGAAACAGCUGGCUAGUCUGCAGUAAGUGUGCUAGCUAGCAUAAUAGGAAAAUCUAGCGGCAGUUUUUAAGGAAUGUGAUCUGUAGCUUACUAAAACUUCAGACCCACCAGCUGACAACCUCAGCUAAAUUAUCUAUUGUGCUAGCUAGCAGGUUUGCUACUCAAACUACUAGCCAUUGAUUUAUAGGCUAGUGAAUACAGAUGUGGUGCUAGCUAGCAUUACUCAUUUAGCGCUAUCCUCCAUCAGUCGUCAAACUUGUUCAAAGAAUGAUUCGGUUUUCAACAGUCGGGCCAAGUGUAUCCACACCUUCAAGAUAUGUCAUCAGAAGGGUCUCACUCAAGACUACUGCGGCACCGCUGUAAGAGGCUAGAGGGAAUAUUUUUAAAACAUUUUUUUAAAUUAAAGAAAAAAUACUACAGAAAUUCACUCGAAAGAGGCCCCAAAUAUUCUGUAGUAACACUAACUAAGAUGAAGCAAUGUGAACGAAACAAGGUACAAUGAGCUCCUCAGUCACUAACGUUUAACCUCCGUUUACAACUUCUGGGUGCAGACCCCCAGACCCCUUCAUAUGUCUGGCAGAAAACGGAGAUCACAUCCAGCAUCUCAUGUAAGGCAGUCAAUUAUACAUACGUCAAGGUGUGAUUACUUCAGACUGCUUCAUCUGAAACAGAACAUUCAGGGCCUCUUUCAAGUGAAUCUCCCUGUACUUGCUUUCCUACUUUUGGCCUGUGGUGUAUGUGUUGGGUGUUUUUAUUGGAUGAGUGUUGUACUGCUGCAGAAAUGUAUUGUCCAAAGUGAAUAUAGCUUUACAUUAUGCAAUUACUUGCCUGUAUCAUUGUUGUAUGCAUAUCACUGUUGUGGGAAGAAAAUCUGGUAUCUCCAAAACGGUAACUUUACAGAAAAAGGAAAAAACCUACUUACUUUUAAUGUAAGUCAAUGGAACCAGACAUUUUUCCAAGUCAUUUUGGGUCGUUUCUUCUGGUCCAUUCAUCAUGAAAUUUACACACAAUGUAAGGGACAGCAGGCAUUUCCAAAUUAUGUCAAAAAGUGAAAAACGACAAAAAGGACAGCAGUGAUAUGCACUUUGUUUUGUAUAAAAAGGGUGAAUGUUUGAGGUGAUUUUUAUGGAUAGGAGCUCCGAAACAUCAGGUUUCGCAAUCACUUAAAUAUACAGAGCUUUAUAUUAUUAGCUAAGCUUUCCUGAUUACAUGCAAGGGCAUUUCAGUAUCUUCAGCAACUGGCAACUUCUUUGGAGUGUGCAUUGCUGUGUUGAUUCCAAAUGCAGUGUUUGUUUUGUGGUCCUGUUUUUAUCACACCGUAAUAAAUCUGAUUCUUCACGCCAGGCUGGAAUUAAUCUGGCUGACCA
Pygocentrus nattereri (red-bellied piranha) is the source of this 3344-nucleotide messenger RNA. RefSeq names its product HtrA serine peptidase 4 (gene htra4). Gene Ontology annotation, cellular component: extracellular region. The record is from RefSeq and is a predicted model, not a curated record. The transcript is spliced from 9 exons. Bases 65 to 1504 code for a protein of 479 amino acids. Gene Ontology annotation, biological process: proteolysis; programmed cell death; positive regulation of apoptotic process. Gene Ontology annotation, molecular function: protein binding; serine-type endopeptidase activity. NCBI's taxonomy places the organism in Eukaryota, Metazoa, Chordata, Actinopteri, Characiformes, Serrasalmidae.